Cololabis saira (Pacific saury) is the source of this 1741-nucleotide messenger RNA. RefSeq names its product uromodulin-like. The transcript is spliced from 9 exons. The coding region runs from base 160 to 1641 and encodes 493 amino acids. Gene Ontology annotation, biological process: neutrophil migration. Gene Ontology annotation, cellular component: cell surface; apical plasma membrane. Lineage: Eukaryota; Metazoa; Chordata; Actinopteri; Beloniformes; Belonidae. The record is from RefSeq and is a predicted model, not a curated record.
GGGAGCUUUCAUGCUCACCACUUUCCUGCGCAUUCUCUCAAGGGAGACAUUUACUGCAAUACUAGACACAUUUUCAGAUUUUUAUUUUUUUCAUUCAAUCCUCUCCUCUUUUUGUUUUAAAACAUCUCCUCUUUUGUUUCUAGCAAGUUACUGUCGUGAAUGUGGUCCAUCAUGGGAGAACAGAAGGGGAUAUUUUUGCUCAUACUUUUGCAAAUUUUCACAGGCAGUUCAGAAACAUAUUUCGUCUUUGAUUGUGGAGAAACAAAAUGUAGAUCAAGCACGGACUGCAUCGAGAUAGACGGGAUCUUCCAGUGUGCCGACCCCUGUGAACACUACACUGCACUGCAUGACGACUGGCGUUCAGUAAAUAACACAGUGGUGGAUGCUACACACAGUGAUAUGAAUAUUGACUGGCAGGGCUGGUAUCGCCUAUUUCUGGGACAAGCCAAUGCUCAACUUACACAGAGUUGCACCGGUGAAAACAGGUGCGGGGUCAGUUCUCCAAUGUGGGUAAAUUCUCGUCAUGGAAAUGUCUUAGGCAGAAUUGUAGGACGCCAAACGUGUACAGUCCAGGGUGGCAAUUGCUGUCACUCACUCGGAACCUCAACCUUGCUUAUCAAGUACUGCUAUGAACACUACUAUGUCUACAGACUUGUAAAGCCAACGUCACCUGGAAGUGCAUACUGUGCAGAGUUGCAGAAAUCGGAUCCUGGAGUUUCCACAACCUCAUCUCCCAGUUUGGUCAGUACGUCUUCAACGACAACAGCGGGCAGCAGCACAGUCCAACAGCCACCCCUUCAGUUUUCACAGCUUAUUUGUGGCCGUGAUAAAGUCCAAGUGGGAGUGGAUCAGGCCAGCAUGGCAUCCUCUGGUUUGGACCCAUUUUCUGGCAACCUUGCUGCUAUCAACUGCUCCUGGGUCAAAUCGAGUGGUGGCGUUGUUUGGUAUGAAGCGGAAACACGGGCUGGGUCCUGUGGAAACAUACUAAAGACAAACAGCACACAUGUCGUCUACUCCAACAGUUUAUUCAUCUACCCAGAAAACAAUGCAUCCUUUGCUUUACCUGUGAGUCUUCCCUUCUCAUGCGUUUAUCCCCUGGACACAGACAGCAGCUUGGAAGUGGUUAUCAGGCCAUCCCAGGAGUGGGAAAGUGGUAUUUCAGGCUCGGGUUCAAAAGCAAGAGCCAACAUGUCUCUGUUCCAAAACUCCAACUACGCCGAGACUUAUCCAGCAGGCCAGGUCAUUCUCCCAGUGGGCUCACCAUUGUAUGUUGGUGUUUCUGUGGAGGAGACAGACUCCAGCCUUGUAGUUGUUCUGGAGGAUUGCUUUGCCUCUCACUCAUCAAACCCUGAAGAUCCCAACAGCUACCCUCUCAUCCAGAACAAAUGUCCCACCAACCACCGGGAGGUGUCAUUGAUUGAAAGUGGCUCAUCACUCCGGGCUCGCUUCUCUGCCCUACUAUUCUUGCUUCAAGGUGAAAACAGAGAUAUAUAUCUUCACUGCAAUCUAAGUCUCUGUGACCAGAGGACCCACAACUGUGUACCAGUUUGCCGUAGAAGGAUGUCUCGCUCUGUUCCCAGCUCUGCCCCUGUGAAGAUGGUCACUGCUGGACCAAUCACUUAUGAGAGACAAGUCAACUAAGUGAGCUGCCAAUCCUACUAGGAAAAAUGGAUUCCAUUUCCACACAAGAAUGAUUAGCUGGCACAAGAUAAUACAAAUUGAUGUGAACCAUGCCUUGUAA